CCUUUAAAACAAUGUAUCACCACAUGUGUUGUAAUAUACCUCCAAGAUCUUGUAUUUCUUUAUACAUUUUUCUUUUGUCGCUGAUUGUGUUUAUUUAUUUAUGUGGAUUUGUUUGUUUAUCCCUGUGUAUCUUGCCAAGCGGAAGUGGCGUUUUGAAACGCUGCAACAGUGUUUAUGCUGGAUACGGUUGCUAGGGACUGGAACGUAACUAACAUCAAGGCAGACUGUGACAAAACAACUUGGACAUCGUUGUGUUUUUACUUCUGGCACGUUUCAUUUACAUUUGUAGUUUUAGUUUAAAGUUAUAUUAUUGUUAACAUGACGUCUAUUUUACAGCCCCAAAAGGAGGCGACCGGUACCUACACAUUUUCUAGUCGACCCAGAGCUCUACAAAACCGGAAUAAAUACAGAGACCCCGUGGCAGAGCAAAAUGAGGAACAAGCACAGUAUGGGAAUAUCAUGUAUGACAGGCGAGUUGUGCGAGGAAACACUUAUGCACAGAACAUAUUGCCAAUUUCAGCACAAACUGACCCUAUAGAGAUUCAGAGAAUGCAGGAGGCAAGGAGGAGAGCAGUUGCCAGGAAACGAGCUAAAGAACAACUUCGACCCAGAACUCCUGAGCCUGUGGAGGGCCGAAAACAUAUUGAUGUUCAGACAGAAUUGUACCUUGAAGAACUGAGUGACCGUAUUGAGGAGAGUGAUGUGCAAUGUCAGACAGAUGCAUUCCUGGACAGACCGGCAACACCUCUCUUUAUACCAGCAAAGACAGGGAAGGAUGUUGCAACACAGAUAUUGGAGGGAGAGCUUUUUGACUUUGACGUCGAAGUCAAUCCCAUCUUGGAGGUGCUGACUGGAAAAACGAUUGAACAGGCCCUGCUGGAGGUCAUGGAGGAAGAGGAGUUAGCUAGCCUUCGUGCUCAGCAGCGGGCUUUUGAAGAGCUGCGCAACGCUGAGCUGGUGGAAGUACAGAGACUUGAGGAGCAAGAGCGAAGACGCAGAGAGGAGAAGGAACACCGCAUGAAGCAACAGAGGGAGGUUCUACGGUUGGAAAAGGAAAGUGCCAAGAAGAUUGCAGCACGAGCAUUCGCACAACACUAUCUGGCUGACCUCCUUCCCUCUGUUUACAGUUCAUUGCAGGAUAAUGGUUAUUUCUACGACUCAGUUGAGAGAGAUGUGGAAACAGAAUUCAUGCCUUGGCUAAUGACAGAGGUAGAGAAGACUUUGGAUAAGAGGGUAUUUGGCAGAACAAUGCUGGAUAUGUUGAUCCGUGAGGUGGUUAAGCAGAGGUUAGAUGUCUUUGAGAAGAUGGAACAAACGAACCAUGCUUCAAAAUAAUGAGAGGAGUUUCAUUUUGGGGAGAAAGAGAGUAAAGAAAAUAACAACUGAUCCUCAAAAUUAGGAAAGAAUACAGUUAUUAAAUUUGUAUUUGUGUUGUAUUUGUGACCGUACAUUGACAUUAUAUGCAUCCAUUUAAAUAAUAAUAAAACGUUUGUCAAAUUGU
Messenger RNA from Acipenser ruthenus (sterlet), 1501 nucleotides. It is a transcript of the gene rsph3, whose product is annotated as radial spoke head 3. Lineage: Eukaryota; Metazoa; Chordata; Actinopteri; Acipenseriformes; Acipenseridae. The record is from RefSeq and is a predicted model, not a curated record. The transcript is spliced from 9 exons. Bases 319 to 1335 code for a protein of 338 amino acids. Gene Ontology annotation, cellular component: cilium.